Molecule: messenger RNA, 930 nt
Organism: Aspergillus mulundensis
Lineage: Eukaryota; Fungi; Ascomycota; Eurotiomycetes; Eurotiales; Aspergillaceae
Product: TFIIH/NER complex subunit SSL1
Exons: 4
Coding region: 1-930 (309 amino acids)
Biological process (GO): nucleotide-excision repair; regulation of transcription by RNA polymerase II; DNA-templated transcription
Cellular component (GO): transcription factor TFIIH holo complex; transcription factor TFIIH core complex
Source: RefSeq, a predicted model, not a curated record
AUGGCAGAUUCUGAUGAUGAGUAUAUUGGCAGCAUCUCAGAGGACGAAGGCGACGACAAUAUUGUCUCACGGUCACGAGACCCGGGAGGCCUGGCCUCAAAGCGGAGGAGACAGAAGGGUGGAGCGGAGUUUGAGCUUUCGCGAACGUGGGAGACCUUGGUUGAAGGUGCAGAUGGCACGAUCAGCUCGACAGUGGGAGGACUAUUGGAAGCUAGCAAAAGAAAGAGGCUCCUAAAGGACACAACACCGCUCCAACGUGGUAUCAUACGCCAUAUAAUCCUGAUCCUGGACUUAUCACAGUCAAUGAUGGAAAAAGACCUACGGCCGACACGGUAUCUUCUGACUCUACGAUAUGCCCAAGAAUUCGUGAGGGAGUUCUUUGAGCAGAACCCCAUAUCUCAAAUUGGUGUUAUAGGUUUGAGAGAUGGCCUUGCACUACGGAUCAGCGACAUGAGCGGGAAUCCCACAGAGCAUAUUAGCGCAAUACGGGACUUGAGGAGUCAAGAUCCAAAAGGCCUUCCAAGUCUGCAGAAUGGGCUUGAAAUGGCCAGAGGCGCACUAUUUCAUACCCCCAGCCACGGGACUCGUGAAAUACUCAUCGUCUUCGGCUCAUUGCUCUCUUCCGACCCCGGUGACAUCCACCAAACAAUUAUUACACUGAUCGAUGACAAUAUUCGGGUUUCAGUAGUGGGUCUUGCUGCCCAGGUGGCAAUCUGCCGUGAGCUAUGCUCAAAGACAAACGGCGGCGAUGACAUCUACUACGGCGUGGCCCUUAAUGAGCAGCAUUUUCGAGAAUUAGUGAUGGACGUAACAACUCCACCAGCCACAUAUUCCCAAAAACAAUCCACAAGCUCACUUCUGAUGAUGGGAUUCCCAUCACCAAAGUUUGUGGUCUUCCUGCUGAGUGCCCAUCUUGCGGUCUUACUUUGA